AUGGCGGCGGGGGACUUCUCGCGUGCCUGCUUCAACGUCUCCGUCCUCUUUGGCUGCCUCGGCAUCGCCUUCAAAUUUUCCUUGAUGGACUAUGUCGCCAAGGCAAGCAGCCGCUCCUCAGCCCCCCUCUCCUCCCCUGCUACCUGCUCUGCUGUUCGUGAACAAACUAUGCUAAAGGUUUUGCUCAUGGCUUGUACUAAGCAGACUGCUCGUAAGUCCACUGGAGGAAAGGCUCCUAGGAAGCAGCUAGCCACCAAGGCUACCCGUAAGUCUGCUCCCACAACUGGAGGAGUGAAGAAGCCUCACCGUUACCGCCCUGGAACUGUUGCUCUUCGUGAGAUCCGCAAGUACCAGAAGAGCACGGAGCUGCUCAUCAGGAAGCUUCCAUUCCAGAGGCUUGUUAGGGAGAUUGCCCAGGACUUCAAGAUGAUCAAUCAACUUACUGACCUCCGCUUCCAGAGCCAUGCGGUGCUGGCCCUUCAGGAGGCUGCAGAGGCCUACCUGGUGGGUCUCUUCGAGGAUCCGUGGCGAGAGGGCUUAAGAGCCUGUGAUGUUAUCAAAAUAUUUGCUACUCUUAAUGGGGUUAUCCCACUUGAUGAUCUUAACCACCAAGAUCUCUGA
This is a messenger RNA of Triticum aestivum (bread wheat), 621 nucleotides long. RefSeq names its product histone H3.3-like. The transcript has 7 exons. The coding region runs from base 1 to 621 and encodes 206 amino acids. Gene Ontology annotation, cellular component: nucleosome. NCBI's taxonomy places the organism in Eukaryota, Viridiplantae, Streptophyta, Magnoliopsida, Poales, Poaceae. Gene Ontology annotation, molecular function: DNA binding; protein heterodimerization activity; structural constituent of chromatin. The record is from RefSeq and is a predicted model, not a curated record.